This is a messenger RNA of Anolis sagrei ordinatus, 2177 nucleotides long. RefSeq names its product ubiquitin conjugating enzyme E2 U (gene UBE2U). Gene Ontology annotation, biological process: proteasome-mediated ubiquitin-dependent protein catabolic process; protein polyubiquitination; DNA repair. Gene Ontology annotation, cellular component: HULC complex. Gene Ontology annotation, molecular function: ubiquitin conjugating enzyme activity. Lineage: Eukaryota; Metazoa; Chordata; Lepidosauria; Squamata; Anolidae. The record is from RefSeq and is a predicted model, not a curated record.
AGCCAAAUUUCAAGUUAGAAGUUGGAAUAGAUGACUCUUGUGGUCCCUUCCUACACAAUGAUUCUGUUACUUCUUCGAUAGUCCAUACACAUCUCUCUGGGCUGCUUAAGCCAAACAAUCAGACAGAUGUAAGAGGGGAGGCUGGGUAGUUUAAUUGUCUUUUCUGAACUUCUAGCUUUCAAAGCCUGCCCUCUUGUAAUCUGACCUCUGCAGAAAAUGAGAACCGAUGUAAUCAUGUCUGGAUAAAAAGUGGCUUCUAAUUGGAUGACUGCAGAAGGAGAAAAGAAAACCUGUUCCAAUUGGCUGUGAGCGUUCCAUUCCAAACAAAUUGUACACAGCUUUGUGUUGCUAGGUUACAUUUGAUACACUGAGUAUUCUAGCCUCCUCGCUUUGCCUUUCCUGUGGAUGCUGAGGCUCUAUAGGAAGAAGCAAUGGAUCAAAGUGGAUCUCUUUGCUGCCCCUGACACACAACUACCUUAAAGCUUAACGUUUGUGGGAUUCAGAUCCUCUCUUCUAGGACUGCAUUGGAAAGAGAAUGUUCCAUUUACUUGUAUUUGCCUGGCACAUGAGGAGGUGUACCAGUUUAAAGAGAAUCACUUUUAUCAUCCCAUUUCACCUUCACACCUGUCUUUAGGACAAAUUCUCCAGAUUUUCAUUGGCCUCAAACAACUGCAACACAAACAAGAAGAAGAUUUUUGCAAUCAUGAUGCACACAAGAGCUUUCUUACUGCUGGAAAAAGAGUUUAUGGAGUAUGAAGAGUCUAACAUCUUUGGUAUUUCUAUUACUCCUGUGGGAGACAACUUGAUGGAAUGGAUAGCUGAAAUAGAAGGACUGAAGGAUUCCCUAUGGGAAGGAGCCGAACUCCAACUAUCACUGCUGUACAAUGAAAAUUACAACAAAAUCCCCCCACAAGUUAAUUUCAACACCAUUCCUUUCCAUCCCAAUGUGGAUCCACAAUCUGGGAGACCUUGCGUAGAUUUUCUAGAUGACCCUUCCAAGUGGAACCCUAAAUAUACAAUGUUGAGUAUACUACUUAGUAUUCAGGUUUUGCUGUCUCAUCCAGUCUUGAAUAAUGCAGUGAACCUGGAGGCGGCCAAAAUGCUGCAGAACAAUUAUCCGCUGUAUAGACAAAGAGUUAUACAYUGUGUCAAAGCUAGUCAGCACAUAGAAGAUAUUGUUGAAAGUUUAGGCACACAUCCUUCAGCCAAGGAUGUGCCUCCAGCUGAAGAGAGUGGGGAUCGGAGCCAAGGGAGAAAGAUUACAGCCAUAUCAUAUGAAGAGUAUUAUUCGACAUGGUUUAAAAUUGCCACAUCAAAAGCAGCUCAAGAGUUUAAAACCCCAGUGUUUGAUGACCCAGAAUUCAUAGGAAACCGCCUUAACUGGACAGUAGAGAAUGUGGGCAAAGGAGAAUGGAAUCUCGAUCUGCAUCGAAUUAUUGUCUCUGGAGUUAUUGAAAAAUAUAAGAAACAGAAAUUGACAGAAAGCCGGGCAGGCAGUCAUCUUUUCCCAAGCCCAACUCCAGCAACUAGAUCUCUGACGGCUUCAGGAAUGAGGAAAGAAGACCACACCCAUGAUUAUGAGCCAUGGGAAAAGGAAGUAGAAGAUCUAAUAAUGUGGUCUGCAAGUCUUGAUCACCGAAGAUGGAACUGAACUCAGACCCCAGUGAAAUGUAUUCUUAAGAAAAACAAUUAUUCACCAUAAUCAUAAUUCAGACCAUACAUAUGUUAAUUAGGAAGAUAGUUUAAUGAAUUGGUCAUUGCAGAAAGUCGCCAUUGUCUCUUAGUCUAUAUUAAGGAUAGGCAACUUCCAAAGGUCUUGGGACAACAUAUAUUUUUCCCAGGAUCUCAAGAAAACUACUUCGAUUUUAUUUUAUUUCAUUUGAGAAUCUGCUUUGUGACUUCUCUGGGCUCAAGAGAAACAUUUAUUUGGAGACACUAUUGUUUUAAUCCCAGGUGUUUUUUCUAAGGCAACUUCUCUCUCCCAACAUGAAACAAUUCUGGAAGAGUCAAAUACAUGGCAUGCUUGUUCUCUUUGCUCCCUAUAUGACAUGAGGGGCUUUUAAAGUAAAAUAAAAAAUAAAGUAUAAAGAGGUAGGUGGGCUGCAGGCAAAUACUUUCAUGUGGAAAACAGCCAUUUCCAUAGGCAUGCAAGCAAUACUAAAUACUGUUACUCACGU